Molecule: messenger RNA, 2715 nt
Organism: Pediculus humanus corporis (human body louse)
Lineage: Eukaryota; Metazoa; Arthropoda; Insecta; Psocodea; Pediculidae
Exons: 16
Coding region: 1-2715 (904 amino acids)
Biological process (GO): monoatomic ion transport; modulation of chemical synaptic transmission; synaptic transmission, glutamatergic
Cellular component (GO): postsynaptic membrane; plasma membrane
Molecular function (GO): glutamate-gated receptor activity; transmitter-gated monoatomic ion channel activity involved in regulation of postsynaptic membrane potential
Source: RefSeq, a predicted model, not a curated record
AUGAAAAAACGGAGAAGAAGAUCAAAAAGAAGAAGAAGAAGAAAAAAUUUAACUUUUGAGAAUAUUGUCACCGACCCUAUAAAAAAAAAAAAAUAUUUGGAGCGGAUUCAAGCGGGUUUAUUUACCGAAGAACAAUGGGAACAGGAAAUAGCAUUUAAAUAUGCAAUUGAUAGAAUCAAUAUGGAUCCGUUUAUAUUGUCAAAACAAAGAUUAGUCCCCAUAAUUGAAAAAAUUCCUUCCGGGGAUUCCUUUGAAGCUGGAAAAAAAGUUUGUAAUUUGACAUAUUCUGGAAUAGCCGCCAUAUUUGGUCCAAAUGAUAUCGCGAGCGCAGGAAUUGUCAAAUCAAUAUCUGAAACUUUAGAAAUUCCAAAUCUUCAAACUCAAUGGGAAAUUGCACCGGAUAAACUUUCUUUACUGACAAUCAAAACAUAUCCCGAACCCAAAAUGUUAUCCCAGGGGAUAGCAGAUUUAAUUGAAGAUAUGGAUUGGAAAAGUUUUACUAUUUUAUACGAAAACGAAGAAAGUUUAAUACGUCUUCAAGGAGUUUUAAAAUUAAAAGGACCAAACGAUUCACCAAUAGCAAUACGUCAAUUGGAUCCACAAGACGAUCAUAGAAUUAUAUUAAAAGAAAUUCAAAUGUCCGGGGAAACUCAUAUCAUAUUACAAUGUCAACCGGAAAGAGUUUUAACCGUUUUAAGACAAGCUAAAGAAGUUAAAAUGAUGGAAGAUUAUCAGAGUUACAUAAUCACGGAUUUGGACACUCACACUCUUGAUUUUUCCGAAUUUAAAUACGGGAGAACAAAUAUAACGACUAUAAGAUUGAUCGAUCCGGAAGAUUCGAAUGUACAAAAUGCAGUCAGAGAUUGGGUCGAAGGUGAAAAAAGAAAUGGAGUUUAUCUGGAUACGACACCGGAAACGGUUAAGGUCGAAACAGCUUUGCUUUACGAUGCCGUACAAUUAUUUGCAAAAGCCGUACACGUCAUAGAAAGUCCUAAAAAAAAAAUUUCGGUGACGCCAUUGAGAUGUGACGGUAUCGAAACAUGGCCUCACGGUUAUUCGUUAGUUAAUUAUAUGAGAUUGGUCGAAGGUAAAGGUAUGACUGGGCCAAUAGGAUUCGAACAAUCAGACGGUAGAAGAAAUUUAUUUAGAUUAGAAAUAGCAGAAUUGACGAAAAAUGGUUUUAAAAAAAUCGGAACGUGGGAUCCGAUAAAUAAAGUUAAUUACACGAGAACAAUCGGAGAAAUAUACAGUCAAAUUGUUGAAAAAUUGGAAAAUAAAACUUUUAUUGUGGUUUCAAGACUGGGUGCACCUUUUUUAAUGCUUAAAGAACCACAGGGUAGUUUAACCGGAAAUGAUAGAUUUGAAGGUUAUUCAAUUAAUUUAAUAGAUGAAAUAGCUAAAGAACUUAAUUUUAAAUACGAAUUCACAUUAACACCCGAUGGUAAAUACGGUUCUUAUAAUAGGGUGACUAAAAAAUGGGAUGGUUUGGUUAAACAACUUUUGGAUAGGAAAGCGGAUUUGGCCAUUUGCGAUUUGACAAUAACGUACGAAAGAGAAUCCGCCGUUGAUUUUACAAUGCCUUUCAUGACUCUGGGUAUUAGCAUAUUGUAUAGUAAACCCGUGAAACAACCACCAAAUUUAUUUUCAUUUUUAUCACCCUUUUCAUUGGAUGUUUGGAUGUACAUGGUGACGGCUUAUUUGGGAGUUUCGUUAUUUUUAUUUAUUUUAGCAAGAAUGACUCCUCACGAAUGGGAAAAUCCACAUCCGUGUAAUGAUAAUUGCGAAGAAUUAGAAAGUAAAUUUAAUUUGGUCAAUUGUCUUUGGUUUUCACUUGGAAGUCUUAUGGGUCAAGGAUGUGACAUUCUUCCAAAGGCGAUAUCGACGAGAAUCAUAGCUGGAAUGUGGUGGUUUUUUACACUUAUAAUGAUAUCAUCGUACACGGCUAAUCUCGCUGCUUUUCUAACCGUUGAAAGAAUGGAUGUGGCCAUCACGGGUGCCGAAGAUCUUGCCAAGCAGACUAAAAUUAAAUACGGGGCUGUCUUAGGGGGUUCAACCGCUGCUUUUUUCAAGAAUUCAAAUUUUUCAACGUAUCAGAGAAUGUGGGCAGCCAUGGAAUCGGCGAGGCCAAGCGUAUUCACGACGUCAAAUGCAGAAGGAGUUGAAAGAGUACUCAAAGGUAAAAGAAGUUAUGCUUUCCUCAUGGAAUCAACAUCUAUAGAAUAUCAAGUGGAAAGAAAUUGCGAAUUGCAACAAAUAGGUGAUCUUUUGGAUUCGAAAGGUUACGGAAUAGCAAUGCCAGUCAAUUCGCCGUAUAGGACGGCAAUAAGCGGUGCGGUACUUAAAAUGCAAGAAGAUGGUAGACUACACAUGUUGAAAGAAAAAUGGUGGAAAGAAAUGUACGGUGGAGGAUCGUGCAAAGAAGAUCAUGCUCACGCUGCUGCGUCACAAGCCGAACUCGGUUUGGCUAACGUCGGUGGUGUUUUUGUAGUUUUGGUUUUGGGUUGCACGGCUGGAUUCGUCAUGUCCGUUUUGGAAUUUCUUUGGAACAUACGUAAAAUAGCAGUCGAAGAAGGGAUUUCACCUAAGGAAGCAUUAGUAAUGGAAUUAAAAUUUGCAUUGAGUGCCGGAAGUAAAAAACCAACUGGUAAAAAAAGGCAAAGUUCGAGAGGUUCACAAAGUGUUACAUCAAGCCUACAUAUAAACGAUUACGAAUAA